AGACUUUUCUGAUGAUGGUCUAGUCAAAACCACUCAGUUCGGCUUAAGCCAUUCAGAAGAAGAGUGCCAAUUCAUGGCGCAAUUUCUGCUUACUGUACUACAAGUCCUACUUGCAUUGACCUUCUGGAUCGGAAUCGGAUCAGGCUCGUCGAACCAUUAUAAUGCCGGCGAUCAUGUCCCUUUGUUCGUCAACAAAGUGGGUCCUCUCCACAAUCCGAGGUUGUUCUCAAAUUCAAAUCUUUUGGUAAUUCUUAUGCAUUUUGCUUUUUAUUGGCUUAUGAUGACGGGUGAGUAAUCUAAGAGGAGGAGAUCAAGUUAGAGAAUGUGUAAGAUAUGUUUUUGUUCUAGCUUUAGUUUGACCAUGGAACUCAAAGAUGGCACAUUUUCUUAAACCCCAUUUUAAAGUUUGGUGUUUUGUUUUGUUUGCAGUGAGACCUAUCAAUACUAUGAUUUGCCGUUCUGCCGUCGAGGGCCUGUGAUUGAGAAACAGGAAACUCUUGGGGAAGUUCUUAAUGGUGAUCGUUUAAUGAGCUCUUUAUAUAAGCUGAAAUUUAGGGAGGACAAAACUCAUUUUGUAUUGUGCCGGAAGAGAUUAACAUCGAGUGAUAUUGCCAGGUUCAGAGAUAUUAUUGCUCAAGAUUACUACUUUCAAAUGUACUACGAUGAUCUCCCUUUGUGGGGAUUUGUUGGAAAAGUAGAGGGAGAUUAUUUUGGUCAAGGGGAGAAGCAUACUAAGUAUUAUAUAUUCAGUCACUUAAAGUUCAAUGUUCUGUACAAUGCAGACAAAGUUAUUGAGAUCAACAGUUUUAGUGAUCCGAGUUAUAUGGUUGAUAUAUCCGAGAACACUGAGAUUGAUGUUCAAUUUACAUACUCGGUUUCUUGGAAUCUGACUUCAGAACGCUCUGAGACAAGAAUGAAUAAGUACUCCCGGGCGUCGUUUCAUCCUAUCAGCCAGAAGAUUCACUUCUUCUCAUUUCUCAACUCGAUAACUGUUGUUGUUUUGUUAAUUGGACUUAUAUCUUUUCUCUUCAUGCGCCAUCUCAAGAAUGAACUAAGAAGUUACUCUAUCGGAGAUGAAGAAGAGAGAAAGGAAGCAGGUUGGAAACUCGUACAUAGUGAUGUAUUUCGAUGUCCUCGGAACAUCAGCUGGCUUUGUGCAAUCUUAGGAACUGGUACUCAGUUGCUAAUCUUGAUUAUUGCUCUAUUUGCAUUGGCCUUCACCGGUUUUCUCUACCCAUACAAUCGUGGAAUGCUGUUGACUUCUCUCGUCAUCAUGUACACUCUAACAUCAAUAGUGGCUGGUUACACAUCUACUUCUUUCCAUAGCCAAUUCGAGGGAAAUAAACAGAAAAGGAGUGUUCGUCUUGCUGGGAUCCUCUAUCCGGUUCCUUUCUUCAUAAUACUUUCGGUUCUCAACACUGUGGCAAUUACUUAUGGGGCAACAGCUGCACUCCCCUUUGGCACAAUAGUCAUCAUCAUACUCAUUUUCACUCUUUUGAAUAUCCCAUUUCUCAUGUUGGGAGGAGUGUUAGGUAACCGAUUUGGAUUAUUAGAGUUUCAACCCCCAUCCGCUGUUAAAAGAAACCCCCGAGAAAUUCCACCACAGAAUUGGUACCGUAGAAAGCUGUAUCAGGUGUUUCUUGGAGGCUUUGUACCUUUCAGUGCAGUUGUUCUCGAAUGGCACCAACUCUAUGCAAGCUUGUGGGGAUUUAAGAUAUAUACCUCGCCUGGAAUAAUGCUUUUUACAUUCAUUGUGCUUAUCUUCUUGAGUUCGAGUGUCGGUAUUAUCUUGACCUACAUUCAGCUAUCCGGUGAAGAUCAUGAAUGGUGGUGGAGAUCGAUAUUGUGCGGAGGAUUCACAGCGGUGUUCAUGUAUGGGUAUGGAGUAUUGUUCUAUCUCAGGUCAGACAUGACUGGAUUUCUGCAGCUGAGCUUUUACUUAGGAUACACUGCUUUGUUAUGUUACGCCCUCUUCUUGGUUCUUGGAACCAUAAGUUUCUUGGCUUCUUUGAUGUUUAUUCGCCACAUCUAUCGUUCUGUCAAGCUUGAAUAACUCCCAAGAACUAAAGGGUCCUCUUCCUUUCAUCAUGCGACUCAUCUCUGUAUUAGUAUCUUUUUGAUUUUAGUUGUUAACUCUUUCAUGUUUCUUUUAAGGAAUGGAAAUGAUCUUACUAGAUAUGAAAAGCAGAGAUACAUUAUGUUGUUCAUCCCAC
This is a messenger RNA of Arabidopsis thaliana (thale cress), 2213 nucleotides long. RefSeq names its product Endomembrane protein 70 protein family. Gene Ontology annotation, cellular component: Golgi membrane; membrane; endosome membrane. Lineage: Eukaryota; Viridiplantae; Streptophyta; Magnoliopsida; Brassicales; Brassicaceae. The transcript is spliced from 7 exons. Bases 527 to 2053 code for a protein of 508 amino acids. The record is from RefSeq and is marked reviewed.